Molecule: messenger RNA, 549 nt
Organism: Opisthorchis viverrini
Lineage: Eukaryota; Metazoa; Platyhelminthes; Trematoda; Opisthorchiida; Opisthorchiidae
Exons: 1
Coding region: 1-549 (182 amino acids)
Source: RefSeq, a predicted model, not a curated record
AUGGUCACUGCUGCGGUUGACAAAGGUUUGGAUCAUGCUGUGAAAGGUGGCCAUGAUACAGACGCUUUUAACGAUUCAUCCCUCCUCGUCGCAGCCAACGCUAAUAUGCAGUCAGCUAUUAUUGGUAGUAACGUGGGCUUUUCAUCUACUGGACAUAAUGUGGAAGAUGGCCGGUGUGGACGGCGCCUCACUCUUAAUAAUAUGAUACUAAAUGGUACUCCCGUUCAUCGAACAUCUCGUCGCAAGAAUAGUACCAACAAUAUGCCGUGUCAUGGCCACGUAAAUGGUGGCCGUUCUGUCGGUCAGGACAAUAACUACCCAAAAGCAAACGGCGAAGCAUUUGUGGAUAUAGGAAGUGUCUAUUCAUACGGAAAAAAUCCGAUGCUGUUUCCGAACACCGACCUUCACGUUUGCCUGUUCUUACGCCAAUGCGGCAAGGUCGACGAGAGCAUCCGGUUGUGGUGCUGGAUACACAAAAUAGUGCUUCUGCUGUUACACAAAGAGCUUCGUCGGUUGUACGCUCAACGAUUCCAGAACGUAACCAUCUGA